Messenger RNA from Didymosphaeria variabile, 810 nucleotides. RefSeq lists its product as uncharacterized. NCBI's taxonomy places the organism in Eukaryota, Fungi, Ascomycota, Dothideomycetes, Pleosporales, Didymosphaeriaceae. Gene Ontology annotation, molecular function: hydrolase activity. The coding region runs from base 1 to 810 and encodes 269 amino acids. The transcript has 5 exons. The record is from RefSeq and is a predicted model, not a curated record.
AUGAUUAUCCAGGAAUCCCACAAGGAUGUGCCGACCCAGGCGGGCGGCGACAUGAGGAUUUUCCUCUUCCAUCCAACGAUUCCGAAUUAUCCCAAGGCGAAGUUUCCGGGCGUUGUGGUGUUCAGUGAGAUCUAUCAAGUAACCGGCCCCGUCGCCCGCUUCGCCCGCCAAAUCGCUUCCCAAGGCUACAUCGUCGCCGCCCCAUCCUCCUAUCACGAGUUCACCGGCCCCGAGCCCCUCGCCUACGACGUCCCCGGCACAGACGCCGGAAACGAAUGGAAGAUAACAAAAAAGCUCUCCGCCUACGACGAAGACUCCACCCUCUCCAUCGACCUCCUAGCCAGCUUAGAAACAUGCACCGGCCGCAUCGGCACAACAGGCAUGUGUCUCGGCGGCCACCUCGCCUACCGCUGCGCCCUAGACCCCCGCGUCAGCGCAGCAGUCUGCUACUUCGCGACCGACAUCCACUCGCACUCGCUAGGCGCGGGCAAGAACGACGAUUCGUUGGCCCGGGCCAAGGAUAUAAAAGGCGAACUCGUCAUGAUCUUCGGCAAGCUGGAUAACCAUGUUCCGCCCCAGGGGAGGGAUCUGAUUCGCAAGACGCUGCAUGAGGCGGGCGUGACGUUUAGUUUCUACGAGCAUGCGUGGGCGCAGCACGCUUUCAUAAGGGAUGAGCUGAGUAAAGGACGGUACGAUGCUGCUUUGAGCGGUGUGUGCUUUGAGAUGCUGAAGGAGGUGUUUAACCGGACGUUGAGGUCGGACUUGGGCCCGAGGAGCGGUGGCGAUGUAGAGGUGGAGGAUGUAUGCUAG